AUGAACACUUUAACUACACUUCCUAUAGAACUUUAUCCUGUCAUUUUUACUCAUAUACCACUUCGCGAUUUACAUUAUAACCUUUCUAACACGUGUAAACUCUUUCACUCCAUAAUACCUCAUUACAUUAUUUUCACUCUUAAUAAGGUUUUACUUGAAAAUCAAAAAUUCGCCAAUUAUUUACCUAAGGUAUCAAUAGAAAAUAAUUCUUUAUUGAAAAUAACCUUGGUUGCGAAGAAUGAACCAAUUGAAGUUUACCCUUGGAAGAUUAGGAUGGAAUGUACGGAAAUUGAUCGAAUAAUCAAAAUGCUAGGUCAAGUGGUUAAAAUCAUUGAAAGGAAUCGUGCAAAAAUUCUUGAAAGAAAUAAAGAUCGAACGAAGAGAGGAAGUUUAAGGUUUCAACUUAAGAUCCUCUGUAUAAAGUGGUGA
Molecule: messenger RNA, 429 nt
Organism: Diversispora eburnea
Lineage: Eukaryota; Fungi; Glomeromycota; Glomeromycetes; Diversisporales; Diversisporaceae
Source: the annotation of a GenBank genome assembly